This is a messenger RNA of Colletotrichum graminicola M1.001, 972 nucleotides long. RefSeq names its product SAM-dependent methyltransferase. The transcript has a single exon. The coding region runs from base 1 to 972 and encodes 323 amino acids. The record is from RefSeq and is a predicted model, not a curated record. NCBI's taxonomy places the organism in Eukaryota, Fungi, Ascomycota, Sordariomycetes, Glomerellales, Glomerellaceae.
AUGUCUCAACCAUCGUCACCCCCCUCUCCGGUCCUUCUUUCCCUCGCAAAGGCUUACCUUCAUGACCCGGCCCAUCUCCACAAAAUCAUCAUCCCGCAACUAACCCACCGCCUGCGCCUCGCGACCCUCUGGUCCAUCGCACCCUCGACAAAAGUCCUCGACAUCGGCUGCGGCCAGGGCGACUCAGCGCUCGCCCUCGCCCACGUUGUGGGUUCGCUCCCUCCGGAUGCAAGCGACACCGCCAGCGCCGGGGCGGCGCCAUCAGAUGGCCCACCCGGCACCAGCCCCGGCCACGUAACGGGCCUGGACCCCGCCCCUGGUGGCUACGGCUCCCCGUACACCCUCGCCGAAUCCCAGGCCCACAUCCUCUCCUCCCCCUACGGCGCGCGCGUCACCUUCCAUCAGUCCGACGCGCCGGGCUACCUCGCCGCCCACCCCUCCGCGUCCUUCGACUACGCGACCCUGUGCCACUCGCUGUGGUACUUCCCUUCCGCCGCCGCCGUCUCCGCCCUCUUUGAGGCGCUGCACUCGUCGGGGCGGGUUGGGAGGCUCUGCUUCGCCGAGUACUCCCUCAAAGCCAGUACCCCCUCUCAGAAGCCGCACGAGAUGGCCGUCGCGGUCCAGAGGCGGUUCCACCAGCUCCGCGGGGAUAGGGGGUUCACCCUGAGCCAGGCCAAUGUCCGCGGCGCGCUGGACCCGGACGAUAUGGUGACCCUGGCGCAGGGGGCCGGGUGGAAGCUGAAGAAAAGGGGCGUGGUUGAUACGCCGGGGAUGCUGGAUGGGCAGUGGGAGGUCGGUGCCGUGGUUGAUCCUAGCUGGGCGGAGGAGGUUGUCGGAGAGGGCUUGGCAAAGGAGGUAGAAGAGGAGCUGCUGGGAAAUGUUGCUGACAUCAAGGCUGCCGUCGCCAACUUGAAGGAGAACGGGGAGAGUGUUGCGACGAUGGAUGCUGUCUGGGUGGUUAUGGAGCCUUGA